AUGAUUGUGGCACAAACGAAACCCAGCUACCCAAUGAGGAGUGAGCUUCAUCAAAGGGCACAGUACGCAUUGCUGAUGGUCUUAGCUGGGAAAAUGGAAAAGAGAGAAAAGAAGGCGAUGCUCAUGUGUAAGGUCAGACUGUCCGUGCCAAUGAGGAUGAAGAGAACAAUUGUGUUUCUUUGCAUUGUUACAACGGCCUGGGCAGCCCCACUCUCACCAAAUGACCAAAGAAAUGACCAUAGCAUCAGGGCAAAUCAGGAUGUAUUGAAUACAAUUCAUAACAGAGCACAUGAUGGUGCAGCGAACAACACAGGAUUUUAUGACAAUGGCAACCAAGGAAAUACCAUUGAAAAUAACAGUUGUAUCAGUGAAGGAGGUGAUGGUGUUGGUCAUCAUGAACAAUGCAGAAGAAAAGAACCCAUCAUGAAUGCAGAUGUGGUCAAUGCAACUGCUGAUGUUGUUAAUGAAAGUGGUAAUGGGGAUGGAGGAUCCAUAAACUAUCCUAGCCAUGUGAGAAUAAGCAGCAAUACAGAAGAUACUGCCAUAGAAAUGAGUGGAGGAGAGACCCUUAGGAAUAACUUGGAAAAUGGUGAUGCCAGUAGUGGAAUAAGAGAAGCAUAUGUUAAUUAUACAGCCCAGACAGAACUUUCUGAGAUCGGUCAAAAUAAUGUGAGCAGUAAUGGAGAACAAGCCCAGGUUAACAAUACAGCUGAUGCAGGAUAUGGCGGUGACACUACAGGAGAACAGAUUGACCAAGUUCAGAAUCCGAUUGGUACAGAGGGAGGUGACCAGGUGAGUCAAGGCCCUGAAGGAAACACAACAGAUACAUUUUUGGGAACAAAAGUCAAUGGAGAACGUGCACACUGGGUAGACAUCACAGAAGGUGGCAGUGGUAAUGGUGAAAAUCCCGAGGAAGAAGGUUCCACUGAUGGCAGGGGAGAUGAAGAUUCAGAAGGGACACCAGAUCUUGGGGGAAAUGAGAGUGAAGAGCAGAACAAUGGAGGCAACGGUCCAGCUGAUGGUGAUGGUACAGAAAUAAGCAAUCCCAAUACAGGAGGAGAGAGUGAAGGAAGCCACAUGGAUGAUUCGCUCGAUACCAGUGAGCAACAGACCUCCCAAGAUAAUGAAGAUACAAGUGCACAAAAUGUCCAACAACCAACAGUCAUUGAAAAUACCAGGAAUGGGGAUGCAGAUAGUAGCAAUCGAGCUACAACCAAUGGCGCUGCAAAUGGUGGGAACAAAAAUGAAAAUGGCAGAAACCCAGUCCCGGGCAACAGAAAGGCCAAGGGUGAGCAGGCGACCAGCUCUCAGGGUGCAGGCAGGCAGAGGAUUGAGCCUAGAAGUGAUUCAGAGGACAGCAGUGGCGUCCAGGAGACCGGCGCAAAUGAAAGCAACAGCGUUUAUAGUUUGAGCGAUGAAUUAAUGCAAGGGGAUGAGCCUCAUGAAAGCCAGGGGUCUGAAGACACAGGGAACAGUAGCCAGCAAGAUCCCUCUCUUGAUGGGAGCAAUGGAGAGGACUCGGAACAAAGUGCUAAUGAGAAUGAGGGCAAUGAACCAUCUGAGAGCAAUGAGGGAGACAGUGGAAGUCAACCAGAGGAUGGCGCAGUAGGCAGCAAGGAGAGUGACAGUCAACCAGCCAGCAGUCAAAGCCAAUCUGAGAGUAGCAGCGAAUCUGGGAGUGACAGUGAUUCUGACAGCAACAGCGAAAGUGAAAGCGGUUCUAAGAGUAGCAGUGAGAGCAAGAGUGAUUCUGAGAGCAAUAGUGAAAGUGACAGUGAUUCAAAGAGUAGCAGUGAGAGUGAAAGUGAUUCUGAGAGCAGCAGUGAGAGUGAAAGUGAUUCCGAGAGCAGCAGUGAGAGCAAGAGUGAUUCUGAGAGUAGCAGUGAGAGUGAUUCUGAGAGCAGCAGUGAGAGCAAGAGUGAUUCUGAGAGCAGCAGUGAGAGUGAUUCUGAGAGCAGCAGUGAGAGCAAGAGUGAUUCUGAGAGCAGCAGUGAGAGUGAAAGUGAUUCCGAGAGCAGCAGUGAGAGCAAGAGUGAUUCUGAGAGCAGCAGUGAGAGUGAAAGUGAUUCCGAGAGCAGCAGUGAGAGCAAGAGUGAUUCUGAGAGCAGCAGUGAGAGUGAAAGUGAUUCCGAGAGCAGCAGUGAGAGCAAAAGUGAUUCCGAGAGCAGCAGUGAGAGCAAAAGUGAUUCCGAGAGCAGCAGUGAGAGUGACAGCAGCAGUGAGAGUGACAAGUCUGAGAGCAGCAGUGAAAGUGACAGCAGUAGUAGCAGUGAGAGUGAUGGCAAAUCUGAGAGCAGCAGUGAGAGUGACAAAUCCAGCAGCAGCAGUAGUAGUAGUAGUAGCAGCAGCAGCAGCAGCAGUGAAAGCAGCAGCAGUGAGAGCAAAAGCAAUUCUGACAGCAAUAAUGAAAAUGAUAGCAGCAACACAAAUGAUUCCAGGGUGAUUCCCAGUGACUCUAUGGAUUCUCAUGAUUCUAGCAGUUCCAGUGACUCCAGCAGCUCAAGUAGCUCCAGUGAGUCUAGUGAUACCAGUGGUUCUAAUGACUCAAGAAAUUCCGGGAGUUCUGAGUCACGUGAUUCCAGUGGCUCAAUUGAUUCUGAUGAUUUUUCCAAAUCCAGCAUCUCCAGUGGUUCAAAUGCUUCCAGUGAUUCUUCUGAGUCCAGCAGCUCCAGUGAUUCCAGUGAUUCAAGGGAUUCUUCUGACUCCAGCAGCUCCAGUGGUUCCAGUGAUUCUUCUAGCAGCUCCAGUGCUUCCAGUGCUUCCAGUGAUUCUUCUGAGUCCAGCAGCUCGAGUGAUUCCAGUGAUUCUUCUAGCAGCUCUAGUGCUUCCAGGGAUUCUUCUGAGUCCAGCAGCUCCAGUGAUUCCAGUGAUUCUUCUAGCAGCUCCAGUGCUUCCAGUGCUUCCAGUGAUUCUUCUGACUCCAGCAGCUCCAGUGAUUCCAGUAAUUCUUCUGACUCCAGCAGCUCCAGUGGUUCUUCUGAGUCCAGCAGCUCCAGUGAUUCUUCUGGGUUUAGCAGCUCCAGUGAUUCUAGUGAUUCUUUUGAGUCCAGCAGCUCCAGUGAUUCUUCUGACUCCAGCAGCUCCUGUGGUUCUUCUGACUCCAGCAGCUCCUGUGGUUCUUCUGACUCCAGCAGCUCCUGUGGUUCUUCUGACUCCAGCAGCUCCUGUGGUUCUUCUGACUCCAGCAGCUCCUGUGGUUCUUCUGACUCCAGCAGCUCCUGUGGUUCUUCUGACUCCAGCAGCUCCUGUGGUUCUUCUGACUCCAGCAGCUCCUGUGGUUCUUCUGACUCCAGCAGCUCCUGUGGUUCUUCUGACUCCAGCAGCUCCAGUGAUUCCACUGGCUCAAAUGGUCCUAGGAAUUCUUCAGAGUCCAGUGAUUCUAGUGACUCAGUGGUUUCUUCAGAGUCCAGUAGUUCCAGCAAUUCUAGUAAUCAAAGUGAUUCCAGCAACUCCAGAGCUUCCAGCACCUCCACUAAUUUAAGUGACAGUAGCACCUCGAGCUCUAAUGAUUCUGUGGAUUCCAAAUAA
Molecule: messenger RNA, 3528 nt
Organism: Pogona vitticeps (central bearded dragon)
Lineage: Eukaryota; Metazoa; Chordata; Lepidosauria; Squamata; Agamidae
Source: RefSeq, a predicted model, not a curated record